AUUUAUUUAUUUUUUUUUUUUUUUUUGCUCGGUAAACCGAAGAAAAAAAAAAACGUCCGCAUUAGCCAUCGUCAGGUGUGGCUUAUCUUGUGACAGAAGUUGACUUUCACGAAAAUUCAUUUCCUCAAAAUAAGUUUGGACUUCUGCUAGCUCUUGUGCAACCUGUCAACUUUUUCCACAGCUUUGCCCAAGUGCUACUUUUCUAUUCGACUUUAACGAUCGGAUAAACGAAGGUUUGUCUCCCUUUUUUGUCUCGAAUUAACUGUGGUGUGGUCUGCCAUCAUGUCAGAGAUGACAGGGAGCACCCCCAGCUACCUGUGGUCCUUACAGGAUGUCCUGGGUCAAGGGGCUACUGCUUGCGUCUACAAGGGUCGAAAUAAGAGGUCGGGUGAGUUGGUAGCCGUCAAGGUGUUCAACCUGGCGAGUUAUAAUCGCACACAAGAGGUACAGAUGAGGGAGUUCGACUUGCUGAGGAAGCUCAACCAUAAGAAUAUUGUGGAACUUUACGCCGUGGAGGAACUGCCGUCCAAGCAGAAAGUGCUGGUCAUGGAAUUUUGCUCAGGGGGAAGUUUGCUCAAUCUGCUUGAACAACCAGAAAAUGCUUUUGGCCUGGCCGAGACUGAGUUUCUCACCGUAUUGCAAUGUGUUGUGCAGGGAAUGAACCACCUUCGAGAGAACGGCGUGGUUCACAGAGAUAUCAAACCUGGCAACAUAAUGAGGCAGACGGGCGAGGACGGUAGGUCCGUUUAUAAGCUGACUGACUUUGGAGCGGCCAGAGAGUUGGAGGAUGACGAGAAGUUUGUGUCCAUCUACGGAACUGAAGAAUACCUGCACCCCGACAUGUAUGAGCGCGUGAUGCUCAGGAUGCCUCACCAGAAAUCCUACGGCGUCAGCGUGGACUUGUGGAGCGUCGGCGUGACGUUUUACCACACGGCCACGGGCUCCCUUCCCUUUACGCCUUUCAGAGGGCCUCGCCGGGAUAAGAAGACCAUGUACAAAAUCACCGCAGAGAAACCAGCGGGGACAAUUUCUGGAUUACAGCGGGUUGAAAACGGACCCAUCGAGUGGAGCGCUUACCUGCCUGACAGCUGCCAACUGUCACAAGGUCUCAAGAUGCAUCUGGUCCCCGUACUUGCCGGUAUACUCGAAGCAGAUCAAGAGAGGUGUUGGGCAUUCGAGCAGUUCUUCACAGCCACCACGGACAUCUUGCAACGACAGCCGGUGCACUUGUUUGCUCUCCGGCAAGCCGCGGCGCACUGCGUCUACGUACAUCAUUACAACACGAUUUCUGGCUUCUUUGAGGAGGUGGCCAUGCAGACUGGAAUUGAGGUCCAGCACCAACAGCUGCUAUACUUGGGCCAUGAACUACCACUAGAGGGCAGCAUGAAGGUGGUCAACCUUCCUCACACGACAGCCGCGCGGCCUCUCAUUCUGCUGAGUCAAAGUCAAGAGAUGAGCAAUGGCCUACCCUUCAGAGAACCAGAGACUCCAACGAUCCCAGCCAAGUUUGAUGUCAUGGCAGACUACAACUUUACCAAGAUUGUGGUGGGAGUCGUCCACCAGUAUCAGAGGAUAGUACAACUUCUGCAACGACACAGAGAGCUGAUACUGGAAGGAUAUUACAGUUACAUGAUGAUGCUGCGCAGGGCAUGUGGGGAAGCUAUGGACAGUAUUGCUCAGAUCGGCAUUCGACUCAAAUCCUGCCUCGGCGUACAACACAGGAUACGCACUCUAGGUCACCACACUUCAGAUAACCUGGCCGCAGCUGAGGAGAAUGAUAGGUUGCACCAGGUCACCGAGCACCUGCCCGGGUACGCCGCAGGCAUUCGGGAAUUUCAGAACCGCCUGGACCACUUGCAAAUCGAGCAGGCCAAGCUCGCGGAGACGUUGCCCAGUGACAAAAGUUGCCAAAAAAUGCAAAUGCUCCUUCAAAAGAUUGCUGCCAUUCAUCAACUUUACCAAAAAGACCGACUCUUGGGCAAAUUGUUAUAUAACGAUGAACAAAUCCACAAAUUUGAAAAAAUUCACCUGUCAUCGCACAUCAAGCGGGUCAAAUCUCUCGUCCGAGAAAACUGUGCGCAAAAAUACAAGGAUCUCUUGGACACCACGAGGACAUGGAGCAGAGUUUUACUAGAGAUGCAGAACCAUCUACAAGACUUCAAUUCCUUCUCUACAGGCUUGUUGGCUGACCUUGAUAUAACUGAGGAGCACCAGAACAAAACUCUGGACAGAAUCUUGGUCACGCUACAGCCAAGCGGAGCGGGACAGCAGCAUGAGGAAAUACAACUCCGGGACAAAGAACUCAUGUUGUCUAGGAUGUACCACCUAAAGGAAGAAAUGGAAAUUCUGGGACAUGAACUGCAGUGUAGCAACACCAUAAUAGAGAGUCUAGAAGCAGUCAACUCCGCAGUGACCGUGAGGCCUAGCGUGGCGCGGCCCGCCACGCUGUGAUAGGCACACGGUUUUAAUUGCCUGCCGUAAGCUUCCCGGACGACCGCUGUGACGCUAUGAAAGACCGCCUGCUUCAAGAGGGAGCUGGAGAUGGCAGAUUGUCAACCAAUUAAGAGAUAAGAGUCACAGGAACGUCACAUCACUGAGGGAUUUGCCAGCCAAUGCUAACCUCAAUAAUACAUUUUAUCCUAUCUAUUUUAUCCUAUCCAAGGUUAAUUCAGCAACCAAUAGAAUUUUCUACUUGUCAAAAGGCAGACUGCACCCUCGCCUGGGUGUACCGUAGUCCAGGGUUGUCAAACUUAUUUAGCUUCACAGCCCACUUUCAUGGCAAUUAGAUCUCAAGUGAGCCGAACCACUUAAUUUUUGGCCAAAUAAGUAAUGCACGUCAUGCAAACAAUGAUCCAAAUAAGGGACAGCUAGCUCGACUUCGUUGUUCCUUGUGGAUGCUGGCCUGAACAGAGUAGUUUUGCAGGUUAGCAAGUAUAAUGUUAUGCUAACUCUGACGCAGGUCGAACUUUCAGUAGAAAAAUUUGUGGUGUUUCCCCCACUUCCAAAACAUUGACGUCUGUUUACAUGACUUACAGUGGCUGCUGCUGGCCAAAGAAAACCCUUCUAAUAUCCCUCCUCUCUGAAGGGGAGACUAAUCAGCUCCCGAUUAGUCAGCCAGCUAUUUUUACGAUUUGUCGACUAAUCUAAUAUGUAUGUAUAUAUACAGUGGGGAGAACAAGUAU
This is a messenger RNA of Corythoichthys intestinalis (scribbled pipefish), 3182 nucleotides long. It is a transcript of the gene ikbke, whose product is annotated as inhibitor of nuclear factor kappa B kinase subunit epsilon. The record is from RefSeq and is a predicted model, not a curated record. Bases 283 to 2451 code for a protein of 722 amino acids. Gene Ontology annotation, molecular function: protein serine/threonine kinase activity; ATP binding. Gene Ontology annotation, biological process: peptidyl-serine phosphorylation. Gene Ontology annotation, cellular component: cytoplasm. NCBI's taxonomy places the organism in Eukaryota, Metazoa, Chordata, Actinopteri, Syngnathiformes, Syngnathidae. The transcript is spliced from 20 exons.